Molecule: messenger RNA, 948 nt
Organism: Lemur catta (Ring-tailed lemur)
Lineage: Eukaryota; Metazoa; Chordata; Mammalia; Primates; Lemuridae
Product: olfactory receptor 1361
Exons: 1
Coding region: 7-948 (313 amino acids)
Biological process (GO): G protein-coupled receptor signaling pathway
Cellular component (GO): membrane
Molecular function (GO): olfactory receptor activity; G protein-coupled receptor activity
Source: RefSeq, a predicted model, not a curated record
AGGCUCAUGAGAGGCACAAACCAGUCAAGUGUCUCUGAGUUCCUCCUCCUAGGACUCUCCAGACAGCCCCAGCAGCAGCAGCUCCUCUUCCUGCUCUUCCUGAGCAUGUACCUGGCCACGGUCCUGGGAAACCUGCUGCUCAUCCUGGCGGUCAGCACCGAUUCCCGCCUGCACACUCCUAUGUACUUCUUCCUUGGCAACCUGUCCUUCAUGGACGUCUGCUUCUCCUCCACCACCACUCCCAAGAUGCUGGCUACUCACAUGCUUGGGAGCCAGACCAUCUCCUUCUCUGGCUGCCUCACACAGAUAUAUUUUCUCUGUGUGUUUGCCGACAUGGACAAUUUCCUCCUGGCUGUGAUGGCCUACGACCGCUUUGUUGCUGUGUGCCACCCCUUACAUUACAUGACAAAGAUGACCCAUCAGCUCUGUGCCCUGCUGGUCGCUGGAUCAUGGGGCGUGGCCAGCCUGAAUGCUCUGUUGCACACCCUGCUGAUGGCUCGACUCUCGUUCUGUGCAGAUAACACUAUCCCCCACUUCUUCUGUGAUGUGAUUCCUCUCCUGAAACUCUCCUGCUCGGACACGCACCUCAAUGAGAUGAUGAUUCUUAUCGCAGCAGGGCCAAUAAUGAUCGCCCCGUUUAUUUGCAUCCUGGCGUCUUAUGUCCUUAUUGCUUGUGCUGUCCUGAGAGUCCCAUCUACAAAGGGAAGAUGGAAAGUCUUCUCCACCUGUGGCUCCCACGUGGCUGUAGUUUUCCUCUUCUAUGGCACCAUCAUAUCUCUCUAUUUCAACCCCUCAUCCUCUCACUCAGCUGAGAAAGACAUAGCAGCUGCUGUGAUGUAUACAGUGGUGACCCCCAUGCUAAACCCUGUCAUCUACAGCCUGAGGAACAAGGACAUAAAAGGGGCUCUUGGAAAAGUGAUUGCCCCGAAAUUUUUUGUUACUCAAUAA